Messenger RNA from Danaus chrysippus (African queen), 606 nucleotides. The record is from the annotation of a GenBank genome assembly. NCBI's taxonomy places the organism in Eukaryota, Metazoa, Arthropoda, Insecta, Lepidoptera, Nymphalidae.
AUGCUUCACGCCGCGGCUGCUCUCGUCGCUGGCUGCUCUGCCAGGGAGCGCUGCGUCAUCAUACUAUGUAUAUACAAUAUAGAACUAAAGUUAGCCACAUGUCUGCUGCGAGUAGUGAGAGCGCUCUACCAGCCGAGAGGCGAUAAUGAGGAGUGCAACGGUGACGUCACGAGGCGCGCGGGCGGCGGGGGGCGCGGGGCCCGGCGGGGGGCGGAGGGGGCCGGCGCGGCGGGACACCGAGGACGGAGCCGCGCGCCCGUUCAUUACGGAGCGUCGGUUGGUGUAGACUGCGCCGGUAUCUGCGGCGGCCGGGGGCCCGCGGGGUUGUCGGCGGCGCGGGAAAGAGCGCGUAAAAAGGCGACCGGGCGAUCCGCGCUCCUUUCACGAGGUCGACGCCCGCGCGGCCCCCCCGCGCCGCCCGCCGCCCGCCUCCAGCCCCCUCACACCCUAAUUUUCCCCAAUUUCAUUACCGCCGUUAUAAUAUAUGCUCGGAGUCACGAUCUAAACUGGAAGGCUACGCUCUCUCCUAUUCUCUCCUCGCCUGCCCGUCUACGUCACCAGACGUCUAUAUUUAGGAUGCUCCGCGAUCGAUUCUUCGAUCUGUGA